CAUAGAUGGCAUUCCUAAUAUGAUACCUCAGGUGGCAAGAAUGAUGGGCAAGGAGAAGCAGGAAACAGAAUCUGAACAAACCUAGAAGAUUAUCUUCUUGAAAGGAAGUUGGAAGACAAUUGGAGUAAGAUGUUUCCCUCGUUUCCUACCAUGACUGUGCUUGUACCACUGUUGUCUUUAGCUGGCCUCUUCUAUUCAGCCAGUGUUGAUGAAAACUUCCCCCAGGGCUGCACAAAUACAACCAGCAUCUGUUUCUACAGUCUGCUGCUUCCAAUUACAAUCCCAGUUUAUGUAUUUUUCCAUCUCUGGACUUGGAUGGGCCUUAAACUUUUUCGCCACAAUUAGAUUCUGCUUAACUCUUAAGAAGGCCCUUAAAAUAAAGAAUGGAGUGAAGCUUUUUUGAAAACCAAUUCCUAAUAUUCUGACCCAUAAACUACACCUGAAAUGAUCUUUUGAAACACAGGCUAUCUUCAGAUGCAAGUAUAUCCAAGCAAAUUGAAAAGUCACUUGCUUUUUAGGGCAUGCCUACAGUACCGAAAACAAAUAUAGCAAGCAAUAUGAAGUGAUGCAGGCAAAUCUUAUCUCAACAAAAGAUCUUAGGCAUGCAGCAAGGCAAUCUAGAUGUGUGUGCUUGUCUAGAAAAUAUCAUUUUUCUAGUCUUUGGUGAAAAAAAUUCUGUAGAGUUAAUUCUGAAAGACAGGUUUAUUACCUGAUGAUUGCAGGCAAUUAUUUAUAUACGCUGUGAGUGCAAAAUAGUGCUUUAUCAAAUUCAUAGAUGAAAAGCUUUGAAUGUGUAACAUGAGCACAGAUAUACGGUAUACUACAUAGAGAGGUUUUGGCUUACUGAUGAUGUAAUGUUAGCUUUGAUGCCUAUUUGAUUAAACUACACUGCUGUUCUGCACAGA
Protobothrops mucrosquamatus (brown spotted pit viper) is the source of this 905-nucleotide messenger RNA. RefSeq names its product phosphatidylinositol glycan anchor biosynthesis class Y (gene PIGY). Lineage: Eukaryota; Metazoa; Chordata; Lepidosauria; Squamata; Viperidae. The record is from RefSeq and is a predicted model, not a curated record. The transcript has a single exon. Bases 130 to 345 code for a protein of 71 amino acids.